GUCAUCACUCUUCUACCCUUUGCCCCAGAUACAAAUAGCCUACUUUUCAGUGUUUCAUUGUCACUGGACUACUAACUGACUGGACCAUGUCUCGGGCUGCGGAGAGACUCAAGCUGCUGAUCAAUCAUCUUGAUCGACCACCCGCUGUGAUCGGGGCCUCACCAACAUCUGCCCAAACCUUCACCCACAGUCACCCACAUAAACUGAGAUACUCUUUCGAUAAUGACCUGCUGACCCCGGACCAGAGGCUCUUCUACGAAAAAAAUGGCUUCAUUCUCAUCAAGAAUCUGGUGUCUGAGGAGGACGUCAACAUGUUUAGGAAGGAGUUUGAACGGAUCUGUCGCCAGGAGGUGAAGGUUCCCGGUCUGGUGGUGAUGAGGGACGUGGCGAUCUCGAAGUCAGAGUUUGUUCAAGAUCAGAAGGCGGUCUCCAAGCUGCAGGACUUCCAGGAGGAUAGUGAACUGUUCCGGUACUGCACCUUACCAGAGAUCCUGAAGUAUGUGGAGUGUUUCACCGGACCCAACAUCAUGGCCAUGCACACCAUGCUCAUCAACAAACCUCCUGAUGCAGGUAAGAAGACUUCCCGUCACCCGAUGCACCAGGAUCUGCAUUACUUCCCGUUCCGACCGGCUGACCGGAUCGUCUGCUCAUGGACGGCCAUGGAGAAAGUGAACAGACAGAACGGUUGCUUGGUCGUCCUGCCGGGAACACACACCGGCACGCUGCAGGAGCACGACUACCCAGAGUGGGAGGGAGGGGUGAACAAGAUGUACCAUGGAGUGCGUGGCUACGACCCACAGCAUCCCAGAGUGCACCUGGAGAUGGAGAAAGGCGACACUGUCUUCUUCCACCCGCUGCUGAUCCACGGCUCCGGCAUGAACCAGACGCAGGGCUUCCGCAAGGCCAUCUCCUGCCACUACGCAGCAGGUGAUUGUUAUUACAUCGACGUGAAGGGAACCACGCAGGAAAAUAUCGAGAAGGAGGUGAACGAGAUUGCAACCAAGAAAUACAACGUAGGCAACGAAAUUACCUUCAUGGAUACCUGGGCUUUCCGAGGUCGCCUGGUGCAAGGAGAGAGGAUUUCAAUGUGAGGGUUAGACAGACGUACUUAAAGACCUUUACAUCACUGCUAAUCCCUGAGAUGAAAUGAGAGCAGGUUGAUUCAGUGACUGGGUACGAAGCAACAGGGCAUUUACAUCAGCAUAGACAACUUUUCAGUCUUCUUUUAAUUAAAGAGAGUACAGAAAAAAAGAUAUUGUCAUCUAAUUGUUUGUAUCCUAUAAUCCCUAAGUGUCUUUCAUAGUGGAAGAAUGUAAUAUCUAGAUUACUCACAUGCUUUUUACUAUUUUCACACAUUGGGAGCUGUCUGUCUGUCUGUGGUAGGAUGUAUCAAGGAGAAGGACAUAGAGAUGAGAAAGUAACAGUGUGUUAUAAAUAUAAUACAGAGCAUGUUCUGACACUACCUCCACACUUUACAACACAGAAUGCAGUUAAAAUCACAUUUAACCUUGAUGAAAAGGGAUAUCGACUGCACAGAUAGACAUAGGCUUUAAAAAGAUGAUUUGUGGUACGUUGAUUUAAAAAAAAAAAGAAGAGUAUUUUUAUACAGUGAAAGAGAGAGUUCGAGUGGAUGGAGAGAUUUUAAUGAAAGUGGUAUUAAGGAUUAACUGUAGCACUUAAUUUUAAUACACUAACAGAGGCCUUGAAUGCAUAUUGCCUUAUAACUGUAUCAAAGUGUUAAUCUUCUUGUGUCUGUUGAUAUGAUUUUAAGUGUUGGAUGAUGAUGAUGAUGAGUGAAUGGAUGCUGUUUUUGUUUAUGAGGAUUUUGUUCUGAUAAAAAUUGAAUAGCAAUAAACUCAGAAAUGACUUCUGUGAUCAUGA
This is a messenger RNA of Scomber japonicus (chub mackerel), 1881 nucleotides long. RefSeq names its product phytanoyl-CoA 2-hydroxylase (gene phyh). Lineage: Eukaryota; Metazoa; Chordata; Actinopteri; Scombriformes; Scombridae. The coding region runs from base 87 to 1091 and encodes 334 amino acids. Gene Ontology annotation, biological process: fatty acid alpha-oxidation. Gene Ontology annotation, molecular function: phytanoyl-CoA dioxygenase activity. The transcript has 9 exons. The record is from RefSeq and is a predicted model, not a curated record.